Molecule: messenger RNA, 760 nt
Organism: Hermetia illucens (black soldier fly)
Lineage: Eukaryota; Metazoa; Arthropoda; Insecta; Diptera; Stratiomyidae
Product: E3 ubiquitin-protein ligase PPP1R11-like
Exons: 4
Coding region: 147-542 (131 amino acids)
Cellular component (GO): nucleus
Molecular function (GO): protein phosphatase 1 binding; protein serine/threonine phosphatase inhibitor activity
Source: RefSeq, a predicted model, not a curated record
AAAUUCCCCACCAAUCAGUCGUCAUUUGCUAGUCCGGUUUGACAGUGCGUUGGACUUUUACUUGUGAUUCUACGGUUCUCUGACUUCGUUUGGAUUUGCGAAUAUUUACGGGAAGAUUAUCUGUCCUCCAGAUUUUAUCGGAAGAAAUGGAUUCCUCGCCGUCUGCCAUCAGGACGGAUGUCGCCGGGUCGUCCACUACGCAAACUGAAGUGAUUCCAGCUGAAGGCUUGGCUCCGCAAGCUCCGGUUCUGAGGCUACAAUUAGCUAAACCCAAAAAUGACAAAAAAGUGGCAUGGCGUAGUGGAACAGUCGACAAUGAAAAUAUGGGCAAAAAGAAAUCAAAAUGUUGCUGUAUCUACAAAAAACCACUGCAGUUCGGGGAAAGUUCAUCAGAAAGUGAAGACGAGUGUGAAAAUUGUUUCGGACACGUAGAAAAACGUCAUAAGAAAAAGGGCGGAAGCUCUGGAGAUGAUUGUCCCGAUCAUUGUGACGAAAAUCCAGAUUCAAAAUCAGAUUUGCCAAACGGCUCGAAUCAAAAUUAAUCCGAAAUUGUUAAAAACAACACAUACCGCUUAGAAAUAAUUAAUAACCCUAAUUAUCGUUAAGUCUAGACAAAACCAUAUUUUAUGAGACCGUUACAAACUUUUGUAUAGUAAUUACAUUAAAUUAGCACUUUAUUAUGUUCACUUUUUGGAUGUUUAUACAAACAAUAGAUUUAUUCAGACCAAAUUUAUUUAAAUAAAUAUUAAAAUAUGACAUA